AUGACCGAGCCGAAGAUAAUUGCUAUUAUUGGAUCCACGGGAUUUCUGGGACCUUAUAUCACAGCGUCUUUGCUCCAGAAACACGCUCACGCCAAGAUCUUUUGCCUCAACAGGAGUAAAGACGGAGAACAGCGCACAAUAUCAGCUUUGCAACAAAUCAGUAGCAACAGUCUCACCACUCGUAAUUGCCUCCAGUUUACCACAACCGACAUCACGCAAUCAAACCUUGGACUGAAUGACAAACAGUACAAGCAUUUUACAACCGAAGUCGACGAAAUCGUCUUCAACGCCUGGAAUGCAAACUGGGCCAUGCCUCUCACAAAGUUCGAGCCACUCCUCAACGCUGUACGCAACAUCAUCAAGGCAUGUACCGCCAGUCCCAAGAAGCCACGCAUAACGUUCAUCUCAUCAAAUUGCUCCAUCAUGAACUGGCCAAGCCGCCACCCCGAACAACCACUCAUACCAGAAGAGCCCGCUUGGGAAGAUGCCAGCGCCGCAGACAGCGGAUACGGACAGAGUAAAUGUAUCGCCGAGCAACUCCUCGCCCGCGCGAACCUAGACUCUGCUGUGCGUGUUAGAAUCGUACGUGCAGGCCAAAUCAGCGGUCCAUCAUCUGCAACUGCUGGUUCGCCAGGCUGGCCAACCCAAGGCUGGUUAUACGUCACGUUCAAGACGAGUCAACAACUUGGUUGCUGGUCUGUACACAUGAACGCUACUGACUGGAUCCCCGUCGAUUCGCUCGCAGAGGGCAUCACCAACAUUACACUAACGCAGCCGAGUAACAACGACGUUGUGAAGGUGUAUAAUAUGAUGUAUCCCAAUCCUGCACCUUGGGCUCUUCUGUACAAGGUCUUGACUGAAAGGUAUGGUUUGGCGGUCGAGGAAGUUACGCUUCCGCAGUGGCUUGGCAUGCUCGACCCUAAGACGUUCAAGAUGCAUGGCUUUAUGGCGGCAGCUGGUGAGGGAAGGGAACAAGAGGCCAUGGUCUUUCACAAUAAGAAUGCGCUGGAGAUGUUGCCCAAGGUUGAGAAUAUUACAGCGAAGCAGGUCGAGGUUUGGCUGAAGGGCUGGAAGUUGAAACUUGGUGAGACAAGGGCUAGACUUUGA
Alternaria atra is the source of this 1107-nucleotide messenger RNA. RefSeq lists its product as uncharacterized. The record is from RefSeq and is a predicted model, not a curated record. The coding region runs from base 1 to 1107 and encodes 368 amino acids. The transcript has a single exon. Lineage: Eukaryota; Fungi; Ascomycota; Dothideomycetes; Pleosporales; Pleosporaceae.